This is a messenger RNA of Zychaea mexicana, 2164 nucleotides long. RefSeq lists its product as uncharacterized. NCBI's taxonomy places the organism in Eukaryota, Fungi, Mucoromycota, Mucoromycetes, Mucorales, Lichtheimiaceae. The record is from RefSeq and is a predicted model, not a curated record. Gene Ontology annotation, biological process: regulation of transcription by RNA polymerase II. The coding region runs from base 432 to 1805 and encodes 457 amino acids. The transcript is spliced from 7 exons.
CUCUUUUCUAUUCGUUUGAGUUUGAGAAAAAACAAACUCUUCCCCCUUUUCUCUCCUGUCCUUAGACACACACGCACAAAAAGAAAAGUAGCCACACUAUCAUCGCACGCACAUUUUCUUCUAUUGGUGCUCAAUAUUUUUAUGUUUGCUAGUAUAUAGCAAAGUUGAAAUACAUAAACAAAAACAAAGAACGAGCCCGCAGCACUUAAAAAAAGGCACACACAUACUGUGUGUUUCAAAAACGACAACAGCAACUGCUACAACCACCAUCAGUCCUUGUUAAUAAGAAAAGCAGCGUUCUUUACAAACCAAUAAAGGAUUAAAGUUGCCACAGGACGUAUACCGUGUAUCUUCCAUCGAAAAUAUCACGCAAUUACGAGCACACGCAACCUCUCCACAACCUGUAAAAACAUAAAACGCUCGUAUAAAGCAUGGCAGACGAGGACCGUUGCGCGGUGUGUGAUGACCCGACUUCGCGGGUGACUAACCAAAUCUUAUACUGCGAUGGCAAAGGUUGCGAUAUGCCUGUGCAUCAAUUGUGCUAUGGUGUUAGCAUUAUCCCCGAGGGCAACUGGUAUUGCGAACGGUGCAAUGCUCAGCGACGUGGAAGGCCGAUGGAAGUCGUGUGUUGCCCGCAACAAAGUGGCCCCCUAAAGCCCACCCAACACGUUGGCAAAUUUAUGCAUGUUGUUUGUGCCGCUUACAGCAAAGAUGUCAAGCACGACAAAGAACCGUAUUAUUAUAUAAACAAAAAUUUAGAUACCCAGCAAUGCUACGUGUGCAUGAAACGACAAGGUCUAUGUCUAAAAUGCAGUUUCCCUGGAUGCUCCAAAAGUUUUCAUGCUACGUGCGGGGCGAAUGCAGGCAUUCUUGCUGUUGGUUAUCCCAUGCCCACUGGCAAUCUCGUGAGGUGCAACGAGCAUCAGUCAUUUGACGAUGGCAUUUUUUCCAUGUCAUCUCAUUAUAAGAGACCAGGUUCACCGAUCAGAGAGUCCCCUACAAAGAUCUUAAAAUACGGCAAUGAAAACAGUAACGAGAGCGGCAGUAACGGUUUCCGCAAUAACAGCAGUAGUAGCAGCCUCAUCAAUAAUGGCUAUAGUGCCGGCAGUAAUGUCGUUAACAAUAACAGCAAUAACAACAACAGACCAAUAGUUGGAUUCAAACAAAAACCACUGUCAUUGUCGAAACAAACCGCUAAACCCCCAACAGCUACUGUCAAAACACAACCAUCAUCAUCGUCAUCAGCAGUGCCACAAAUGGCAAAUGUUAUUCGCAACAAGGCUAUUAUCACUCCAACAUCUGGAAUGGCAACCACCUCUCCAUCAUCUACGCCACCACCUCCAGCAGCUCAACAACAACAAUCAUCGUCUUCUUCUUUGUCUCCCACUUCUGCGGAAAUCGAACUUCGCAAUUCAGUCGAUCUUUUAAAAAAAGAACUGAUACAAAAGCAAUCCGCUUUGGACUAUCUCGAAGCGACACGCGAAAAUCUCAAGCACGAUCUUAAGACAACUCAGAAAAAAGCCAGCGAAUCGACUAAACUACAAGCAGAAUUAGAAGAAGAAAAGAAAAAAGUCGAAACCAUGCGCAAGGAAAUGCAGCAACAGAAAGAAUUUAAGCGGGUUGUGACCGAUAUCAUGAUGCAACUGAAUAUUAAACUUGCCAACAACACGGCGCCAUCGGUAACGAAAAUGGACGAAUACCUACGGCAAUUGCGGGAUACAUUGUCAAGAACGGGGCCUCCUGGUGAAGAGGAACGGUUUCAGAUCACGAACUUUGCAAACAAGCUGGCGCAAAAACGAAAGUGAUUUAAAGCUACAACAACAUCAGUACCCAUCAUCGCCCUGCCCACAUCACCUUCUAGAGCAACAGCAAUAGCAAGCACACCAUUAUAUUCCCAUUGUUCAUCAUAAUCCUCAAUAAUUACACCGAGCCCUGGAGCCUUGCAUCUGUACAACCAUCACUGUUGCAGAGGAAGCGAUGUAACUGCACUGGAGGGCUAUUCCUGGUCCUGUUGCUUUUUCAUUGUGUCUUUCUCAAAAUUGUUAUUAUUUGUAAAGGGGCAAGAAAAAAGAAAUUAUGUCGUGUGUUUUUAUUAUGUAACAUGUAACAUAGUAUAUUGUAAAGCAAACCAAGCAUCACGUAGAUGUAGAAAUAAAAAGUUUAA